Rotaria socialis is the source of this 543-nucleotide messenger RNA. Lineage: Eukaryota; Metazoa; Rotifera; Eurotatoria; Philodinida; Philodinidae. The record is from the annotation of a GenBank genome assembly.
AUGUCAUCCCAAGGUGAAUGUUUUUCUCAACAGACUGCAUUUUGUACUGCUGGUAGUCAUAAACCUAUUGAAGUAAAACAACAAUCAUUAGCUCGUGUUGCUCAAAUCAUGGGUGUGGUCAGUGAGGAAAAAGAAAAUAAAAAUUUAUCUGAAAAUGAAAAUGACUUCGACGGUGAUGAAGUAGAUGAUGAUCUUGUAUUUAGUUCAGUUCCGCAACGUUCAUCAAUGCCAAUAGCAACAAAAAUUCAUUUUGAAGAAAUCGAUGAUGAAGAAAUGCGACGUUUUGCUGAAUCAUUUGAACACGAACAAGAAGAUGUUAAAAUGGAUGACAAUGAUGAUGAACAACUCUGUGAAGAUUAUGCACGCAAAAUGCAAACACCAACAAAAUCAGUACAAAUUGAAAACAAUAAAAGAAAAGAACCAUGUAUUGAAGAUCUCGAUGCACUUCUAAAUGAUGAUGAUGAUGAUGAUAAACUCAAUAGUGAAAAUCAAAUAGAACAACAGCAACAACAAAUGUCACCUGUAUUUAAAAAGAAACCAUAA